Molecule: messenger RNA, 1622 nt
Organism: Phyllostomus discolor (pale spear-nosed bat)
Lineage: Eukaryota; Metazoa; Chordata; Mammalia; Chiroptera; Phyllostomidae
Product: cytochrome b-245 chaperone 1
Exons: 7
Coding region: 121-684 (187 amino acids)
Source: RefSeq, a predicted model, not a curated record
CCCCAGCCCCGGAAGUCAGCCACCCGAGCCGCGGCCUCAGGUCCCGCUCUGCGCCCCCGCCCACCAGUCGGCGUUCUCGCCCGGGUCUCCUGUUGAGCGAGGUACCCGCACGACCCCGGGAUGUACAUGCAGGUGGAGAGGCGCAGCAGCUCCUGCCUCCAUCUGAAGAGGUCUCCAGGCAUCCGGUCCUGGUCCCUGCUGGUCGGGAUCUUGUCCAUCGGCCUGGCUGCUGCCUACUACAGUGGAGACAGCCUGGGCUGGAAGCUCUUCUACGUCACGGGCUGCCUGUUCGUGGCCGUACAGAACCUGGAGGACUGGGAGGAGGCAGUCUUCGACAAGGGCACCGGGAAGGUCGUGCUGAAGACAUUCAGCCUGUACAGGAAGCUGCUCACACUCUUCCGGGUGGGACACGACCAAGUGGUGGUCCUGUUGCACGACGUCCAGGACGUGAACGUGGAGGAGGAGAAGGUGCGGGGCUUCGGGCGGGGUUUCGUGGUGGUGCUGCGCUCGGCCACCGGCUUCUCGCACCCCCUCACCCAGAGCGCCGUCAUGGGCCACCGCAGCGACGUGGAAGCCAUCGCCAAGCUCAUCACGGCCUUCCUGGAGCUGCACCGCCUCGAGAGCCCCGGGGAGCUGUCUCAGAGCAGCGACAGUGAGGCCGACGGGCCCAGGGGCCAGAGCUGACCCCCCCGAACCCCUGGGCUUGGUCCUGAUGGCGCCCCAGCAGGCCUGACAGGCCACUGGCCGGUCCUCCUCCUCGUCACCCCGCUGUGUCCUUGGCUGCCCCCGUGUGGGAUCCCUGGCCACUCCCACAGCUCUGGGCAGAGCCACAGCUGGACCAUCUCUGCAGCUCCAAGGUGCCCAGGGAGAGCACGGGCCCUGCUGGGCAGCGUGGGCCGUGACUGGACAGACCCACCCUGCAGCCCACCAGCCCCGUAGGGGUCUGGCCUCUGAAAGGGGAAGGUUCCCUAGGGCGCAGCUGGCUCAGGCUGUGGACAUGGAGGCUGGCACGCAGUCCCCAGGAAUCCCAGCAGUAUCGUCCAGCCCCCACACCACGUCCCUCUCCUGGGCCGAUGUCCUCAGUGGUCAGAAGUGAGGUCCCACCCACGGGCUGCAGGGGCCCACCUGGCCUCCCCAGCAGAGACCUUUCCUGCAAGAUGGCUCAUCUCAGAACCCACCAGGAUGCACUGGGCCAUCAUGGGCAGGGACCCCUCAGCCCUGACAAGGCUGCUCAAAAGAAGAGGGCAUUUCUUCCAGCUUUGCUCAGCGCUUAAAGCCAGGAUCUCCCCCCUGGAAGUCGGACUCCCAGCUUCCCUCGGGGCCUGGGGCCUGUUCCUGCAUGGCAGGAAAUGGGCCGCACCCACAUGAUGGGGCCCCGAGGGUGACUCAGGGCAUAGCCACCUGGGCACAGCCUGCAACACCCCGGGGUCACCCCAGCUGGGCCCAGGCGACCAGGCCAUCAGGAAGGACGGCGGUUUGCAGCCACCCUCUCCCUUCUCAGCGGGGCCCAGCCAGCCCCCCUUGGUUUGGGAACACGGUCAUUCAGACCUAUGGAAGCUAGGUUUUCAAACUUAAAUCUGAGAUGGUUUUUUUUUUUCUAAAAUAAAGUAAAAUGCUGUGAC